Molecule: messenger RNA, 1487 nt
Organism: Sorghum bicolor (sorghum)
Lineage: Eukaryota; Viridiplantae; Streptophyta; Magnoliopsida; Poales; Poaceae
Product: haloacid dehalogenase-like hydrolase domain-containing protein 3
Exons: 5
Coding region: 410-1234 (274 amino acids)
Source: RefSeq, a predicted model, not a curated record
CAUUAAAGUAUGCUUGAAAUCCGAUGAACCAAAACCGUGGACCAUCACCGCCGGUAUCCCGUUCCCAAUUCCACAGAUUUCCACUCCCCACUCCCAGAGUCCCAGUACUUAUACCACCGAAAAAACAAGCAAAAUCCCACCUCCCAAACCUCAAAACCUGGAGCUCAUAGGCAAGAAACUGGGAAGGGAGAUUCGAUUUGGGAGGGCAGAUUCGAUUUCUGCUAUUCUUUGGAGGAGCCCACUGGUUCAGCCGGUUUCUUGAAAUCUCAGGCCCCAAGGCCAACUUUUCCCCCGUUCCGGUUGGACAACUGCCGUGAUUGGGAGGCAUUGCCGGCGACUGGAGAUUCAAUCAUCGAUCCUUUUCUAGGUAGAUUGUAUAUAAAGACCACAGUUCAGAUCACUGCCAAGCAUGUCUCUACUUUCAAAGUUACGCUUGAUCACCGUGGAUGUUACUGGUACACUGAUUGCUUACAAAGGACACCUUGGGGAUUACUACUGUAUGGCAGCUAAGUCUGCUGGGAUGCCAUGCCCUGACUAUAACCGUAUGCAUGAGGGCUUCAAGCUUGCAUACACUGAGAUGGCCAGACAGUACCCUUGCUUUGGAUUUGCGGCUAAGAUGCCGAACAUUGAAUGGUGGAGGACAUGUGUUAAGAAUUCAUUUGUUAAGGCUGGCUAUGAUUAUGAUGAGGAGACAUUUGAGAAAAUCUUCAGGCGCAUUUAUUCUGCUUUUGGCUCCUCUGCACCAUACUCGGCAUUUCCUGAUGCACAGCCCUUCAUGCGGUGGGCGCGGGAAAAGGGACUCAUUGUUGGUGUUGUCAGCAAUGCAGAGUAUCGCUACAAAGAUGUAAUCUUACCAGCUUUAGGGUUGAAUCAGGGCUCCGAAUGGGACUUCGGGGUGUUCUCAGGCAUGGUAGGUGUUGAGAAGCCAGACCCAAGAAUUUACAAGAUAGCGUUGGAGAUGGCAGGAAACGUAGCUCCAGAAGAAGCGCUCCACAUAGGUGACAGCAUGCGGAAGGACUACACCCCAGCUAGGAGCAUCGGGAUGCAUGCGCUGCUCCUGGACCGGUUCAAGACUGCCGACGCCGAGAGCUGGAGGCAGUCAGGCGCGACGGUGCUCCCUGAUCUGGUUGCCACUCAAGAGUGGCUCACCAAGAAUCAGAAUGAGGAACAGGAGAAAACAGUGGCAUCACGAGUGCUGAACAGAAUGUCUGAAAAGCUAAAGAUGGGGGCUUGAUCGUGCAAUAAUUAUAUGAGUGUUCCUUUAUAGUAUUAUCGGACUGAAGUUCCAAAAGAAACUUGUGCUGAUGGAUGGGGGGUAGGUGAUUGUUCUUGACUAGGUUACUGUAAUUAGCUUGAGCUACCCUUCUGCUUGCGGCAUCUGGGGCUGAACAUUAUCCGAGUGUCACGAAUCAUGUUGCGAAGAAGAUUUCAAGUUGUCUUCCAUUCAUCUGCGUGGAGCAAUAAAGGAAGUGGAAAUGAACUCUGAA